Molecule: messenger RNA, 1718 nt
Organism: Linum trigynum
Lineage: Eukaryota; Viridiplantae; Streptophyta; Magnoliopsida; Malpighiales; Linaceae
Source: the annotation of a GenBank genome assembly
CUACCCGAGUUUCCGGCUUUCCCCUCAAUCGAACACGGGAUAUGAGAACGAUCAGGCGGCUACCGUUUGACGGCGCCGGCGUCGAUUACGGAGUGGUCCGGCGAGCGGUGAUAAUUGGAAAUGGGUUCGCUGGGGCAGAGAAUCAGUGUAUCGGGUUGGUUCGAGCUCUCGGACUCUUCUCCCGCCAUUCUCUAUACCGUGUCACGAGGCCAACUGGAGGGAUCGGCGGCUGGCUCCAUUGGUUUCCGGUGUCUGUACACUGGAAAGUUGACUACCUCAUGCGCCGGAUCGUUUUUGACGGCUUGGGAAGCUUUCGUGCGGCAAUAAGCGGCCACGGAGUGGCGCCUUCGUCGUCUUCAAGAGCUGGACUUACAAAUAUACACGAAGCUGAUGCGAAGCAGAUCGCAGCCAUUGCUCGAGAUUCAUUUCACAAGGAUGGACCGUUGUUGAUCGUUGCUUCAGGGAGGGACACCAUUCCAGUAGCAAGUUCGAUAAGACGGUUAGCUCCAGAAAAUGUGUUUGUUGUACAGAUACAACAUCCAAGAACACGUCUCAAUAGGUUUGAUUUGGUGAUUACUCCUCAACAUGAUUACUAUCCGUUGACUCCGCAAGGUCAGAAGCAAGUCCCUUGGUUUCUCCGGAGGUGGAUAACACCACGGGAGCCUCCAGAUAAACAUGUGGUACUGACUGUUGGAGCUCUUCAUCAAGUUGAUCCUGCUGCCUUGAGGAUAGCUGCUUCUGUAUGGCAUGAAGAGUUGCAGUCCUUACCAAAGCCUCUGCUUGUUGUCAAUGUUGGCGGACCCACAGGUAAUUGUCGGUAUGGUGCUGAUCUUGCUAUGCAGUUAAUAGAUAUGCUACAUAAUGUUCUUUCGAGUUGUGGAAGUGUUAGAAUAUCCUUUUCCCGGAGAACCCCAGAGAAGGUAGUGGAGCUGCUUGUGAAAGCAUUUAGUGCUAACCCGAAGGUUUGCAUCUGGGAUGGUCAAGGUUCAAAUCCACAUAUGGGCCAUCUGGCUUGUGCUGAUGCCUUUGUCAUCACAGCUGACUCUGUAAGUAUGCUGAGUGAGGCCUGCAGUACUGGGAAGCCUGUGUAUGUCAUAGGAGCUGAAAGGUGUAAAUGGAAGUUUGCUGACUUCCAGGAGCGUUUGCAGAAACUUGGCAUGGUCCGACCUUUCACUGGUGAAGAGGACAUGUCGGAGACCUGGAGCUAUGCUCCACUAAAUGAUACUGCAGAGGCUGCUAAGAAGGUCACAGAAGCACUUGCAGAGCGAGGAUGGUCUGUGUCAAUGUCACCAUGAGUUGACUUCCAAAGUUGUUUUUCAGUUCAUUGAAGUUGGCUCAGUCAUAACCAUAGCGAAUUUGAUAGACUACCGGAACGGCGAGAUCAGGCAAGUAAACAGACAACCAUCAACAACCCGUGGCAGUUUGUUUAGACAGCACUGAAUAACUUAAUGAUGUACACCCCUGGGUGUUGGUUCCUUGAAUUUCUUUCCAAUGGGGAUAGCCACAGAGUUCCUUGUGUUGAAAGGCAAAAAAUGUGCAUAUUGUACCACUUUUUGCACAACUGCACAAUAUCCCUGAAGACCUGAUGUUAAAAAAGUACAUGGUAAAAUGCAGAUAUGUUUCACUUCCACUUCUUUGGAAACCUGUAAAUCUUCAGUUGUGCAUGUAACAAUAUCAAAUCGAUUGAUGAGUAUGAUCAAUCAAAUUAGACAUAUCUU